UAUGACUAUUCUAUGGCCACAUGCGCAUAGGGCAUAACAAAAAGAGUCUUCUAACCUAAUGAUUAUCAAUUUUAACGGUUAAUAUCUCGUCUCGCGGAGCAGAAUGAUGUUUUUUCUGCCAGAUUCUUUAGUUUCGCUCAAAAAUACAUGAAAUAAAUGCAUGAAAUAAUUUCAUCAAUAUUGGAUUCGGGGGCGUAAUUGAAUAAUUAUCUUUAUCUUAUUUUAAAUUAUCAGGUGAUGAACGCAAUUUGAUGCUCGUGAGGAGAAAUGUCAGUACAGCACAUUGGCAAGUCCGUUCGCACGAUCGAAACCUGUUAUCCACCUAUUAUCCAAUAAAUUUUUGUGAUCAUGAGCGCACAGAAUCAAUUGCCAAAUCUUGAUAAGAUCUUCCGGGAUGAUGAUGAAUCUGAUUUUGUACCUUCAGGAGGAUCUAAUUUGGCUGCCAUUUUCGGUCUGCAAUCAAAGUUCCCAGAUUCGCAAUCCAAUAAACAAGCAGCAGUCAAGAAGAGUAAUACUCGAUAUAACAUACAGCAAACUGUAUCAUCUUCUAAGACAGAAGUGUUGAUAGCUAAAGCUGUACAUGCUUUUAAAUUACAAAAUGGUCAAUAUGCUUCUAUUGGAAAACUUGGUAUGGCAUUAACAGGUAACAUGACAACAAGAGUAUAUCAGAUAAUUUUAUACAAGACUAAACAAGAGUACAUAUCUGUCGCCACGGUGACACGUGACUUUGUUUACACUGUACAAGUGAAUAAUUAUGCUAGUUAUUAUGAUAAUAACAAGGAGAAUUGGUCAAUUUUAUUCGAGAAUAAUGAGAGCUACAUAGAGUUUGCAACAGAAGUGGGACUAGCACGUUAUUUUGCAACACAAGAGAGAGGCGAGAGCGUAAUCUACCAGGAUUUAAUGCCAAGCGAUAAAGAUAUGAUCGCAAAAGAGGGGGACAAUAUAUGUAUCAAAUAUUUUGUUGGGACUAAUAUUGUACAGCCUUUCAAGAUAAAUUUUGCAAUGUCGCAGACGAUGAUCGUAGAGAUAUCGACGGAUGAGAAUUGGGAGAGAAUCCUUCUGGGAAGUGGCAAGGGUUUGAAAAGGAUUUUAUUUUUACCGCCUAGCAAACAGAUUAGUUUAGGUCCCGGAUUUCCUAAGGAGAGAGAUGUUAUGCUGAUAAUAGAGGUAACAGAUAUACGAGUGCAGGAAGAAAAUAUACUGUCAUCUAAAAGUUCAACGAGCGGUAAAGCAGCCAUAAUUUCGAGAAUGGCUAAAAUGGGUCAAUCCAUUUUACCAAAAAUGCCUCUACCUUCUACUACUGACUCUGAAGAUACCGAGGAUGACGUACCUCAUAAAUCUCCUCGUCACAAAAGGAUCGAACAAUCGGAAGAAACUUCACAAAAGAAAAAUUUGUUGCACGAGUCAUCAGAUGAAAGAAAGGUGACUCAAAAAGUUACGGAGUCUAGAACUGAACUGCCUACUAUAGAUUCUAAUACUUAUAAGCCAUUAGUUGUUACACCUUCGUUAACACCACAAUGGACUCCACCAUAUUUUGGACAUUAUGUAACAAUGGACAAUCAGAUGUAUCCUGUAUCACAAACUGUAAAUCGUACAGUACCAGCCACUCUGGAUCCUGGAAUAAAUAUGUUACUUUCAGAAACAAGAAUAGCAAAUGCAGAGAUACGUAUGGGAAUAUCUAAAAUAUCUGACAAUGUUCAGAAAUUAUUAGAUAAGUUCCAUGCACUCGAGCUUCAAAAUGCGACAACUCCUACAAGCGAUAAAGCAACUUUGGAUGCCUCUUGGAAAAUGCUAUUAGCUCUUAAUGCAUCUCAAGUGGGAACGAAGGAUAAUGAAUUAUCAAAAAAUAUUGACCAAGAUACAAUUGAUGAAAAAAUUCGGGAGGCACAAAGUAAAAUAAAUUCCUUAGAAAAUGAUUUGAGAAGAUCGAAAGAGGAAAAAGAAUUACUGUUGGAAAGUAAUGAAAAUCUGAGUAAGAAGCUCCAGGAAUUGGAAGCAAGAGUAACCAAUACAAAUGAUGAGUUGAAAAAAACCAAAGAAGCUUUAGAAAUGGCUAAAAAUACAAUUGCACAGUAUAAAGAAGAAAACAUCAGUUUAGAAGAUAGACUUUCUACGUGUCAUAGAGAACAUGUUUUCCAAACCAAUACGACAUCUUCCAGACAGAAAGAUAUUGAGAAAAAGAAUAAAGAAAUUAAACAAAUAAUGAAUAAAACAUAUCAUACAUUAUCUGAAAAAUUUGCGGAUGAAUCACGCUCUGAAUUAUCUUUUGAUUAUGUAAAAUCAACUAUUGCAAAUACAAUAAAGCAUAUUACCUUGCAAGUACUAUACGAAGAUUCUGAUGAAGAGGAAAAAGAAUCUAGCACGAGUAAAGAUGUGAAUUCUAUCGUUAAGACUGUUGAUCAUCAACAAACUGAAAAACAUAUCGAGAAGCCAAUAUUAAAUCCAGAUAGUGAUAAUGAUGUCUUAAUAAAACAUACUGAAACUUCAAGAUCUACUAUGAUUAUGCCUGUAUUCCACAAUGAACCACCACCUGUUCCACCUGUUCUUGAGGGCAUCAAUGAAGUUGAUAGCGAGAGUGAUUAGUUGAUUUUGUCAUUAUUCAUAUUACAAAAAAUUAUAAUAGAAAAUUAUAUAACAAAAUAUUUUAUAUUUUUAAUAUUACACACAAAUUCAUUUGUUUAUCUCAAAAGUCAACUGAGAACUUAAGAAUUAGUCCUGAUAAUAAACAAAUAUAUAUACCAU
Molecule: messenger RNA, 2742 nt
Organism: Pogonomyrmex barbatus (red harvester ant)
Lineage: Eukaryota; Metazoa; Arthropoda; Insecta; Hymenoptera; Formicidae
Product: FK506-binding protein 15
Source: RefSeq, a predicted model, not a curated record